GGCUCUACCGCUCCCGGGCAGACCGGGACGCCAGGCUGACGGGAGGGCGGCGGCCCGCAGCUUCCCUGCCGCUGGAGACGCGCACCUCCCGCCUGGGUGCAGAGGACGCCGCGGAGGACGAUGCUGCCCCCGCGCUUCCGCCCGGCCCGGCGGCCGCUGCGUCGCCGCUGAGCUCGGGGAGCCGGAGCGGCCCGCCAUGGCGUCCGGCUGCCCGCCGCCCUUCGGGGACCCGGGGGAGAUGAGGGAGGGCUUUCUGUGCCCGCUCUGCCUGAAGGAUCUCCAGUCUUUCUACCAGCUUCAGUCGCACUACGAGGAGGAGCACUCGAGCGAGGACAGAGAUGUCAAAGGGCAGCUUAAAAAUCUAGUCCAGAAGGCCAAAAGAGCAAAGAAGAAAUUGCUGAAACGAGAAGAUGACAGAACUGAUUCUGGAUCUCAGGAACGAUAUGAGUCAUUCAGCUAUGGUGGAGUAGAUCCAUACAUGUGGGAGCCCCAGGAAGUAGGUGCUAUGAGAAGCCAUCUUUCUGAUUUCAAGAAACACCGAGCAGCCAGGAUUGAUCACUAUGUAGUUGAAGUCAAUAAGUUAAUAAUCAGGCUAGAAAAGCUUACAUCGUUUGACAGAGCAAACACUGAGUCAGCUAAAAUAAGAGCUAUAGAGAAAUCUGUAGUGCCUUGGGUCAGUGAUCAGGAUGUUCCCUUCUGCCCAGACUGUGGCAAUAAGUUCAGUAUUCGAAACAGACGUCACCACUGCCGCCUUUGUGGGUCUAUUAUGUGCAAGAAGUGCAUGGAACUUGUCAGUCUGCCUUUGGCAAGCAAGCUCACUAGUGCCAGCAAAGAGGCCUUGGGUUCUCAUACUAGCCCAAACUCCUCACCUAAUAGUGUCCAUGGCUCCCGCCGUGGCAGCAUUAGCAGCAUAAGCAGUGUGAGCUCAGUUCUGGAUGAGAAGGAUGAUGACCGAAUCCGUUGCUGUCGGCACUGCAAAGAUACCCUGUUGAAAAGAGAACAACAGAUUGAUGAGAAAGAAUACACUCCAGAGAUUGUGAAACUCUAUGAGAAACUCCGGCUCUGCAUGGAAAAGGUUGACCAGAAGGCACCAGAGUACAUAAGGAUGGCAGAAUCACUAAAUGCUGGGGAGACAACCUACAAUCUUGAACAUGCUAAUGACUUGAGGGUGGAGAUUCAAAAAGUAUACGAAUUUAUAGAUGCCUUAAGCAAAAAGAUUUUGAGUCUAGGCUUGCGUGAAGAUCCCCAGCCUCAUCCUAAAACACUACAACUUCAGAGAAUGAUAAGAUACUCAGCUACACUUUUUGUUCAGGAAAAACUGCUUGGCCUAAUGUCCCUGCCAACCAAAGAUCAGUAUGAAGAACUGAAGAAGAGAAGACUGCAUAUGGUAAGACAGGUGGCUCUCGAAACACAUGGAAAACAAGAGGAGAAGCAGAAGGACUUUAUCUCCAGAUCUGCAGCUGCAGUUAAUGGUGAUGCAACUCAUCUGAAAAAAGGAACAGUCAGGAAAUCUGAAGGCUGGUUACCUACAUCUAGCAUAUCGAGAGAAAGUGAGAUAGCAGACCCACUCCUUCAGCAGAUUGACAAUAUCACAUCCUUUAUUAAGCAAGCAAAGGCAGCUAAUAGGAUAGACGAGGUCCAUAUGCUGCAAGAGAACCUGAGGCAGCUUCAGGAUGAAUACAAUCAACAACAAACUCUGAAAGCGAUUGAGCUUUCUAAAAAACAGGCAGAAGAGGAGGAGAUGCAGAGGGAGGAACUUCAGGUCCUUUGUGAAAAAGAGUGGGAAAGAGAACACCACAAAUUAAUGUCUCAGCAUUCAAGGACACGUUCCUUAGACUUCAGAGAAGUCAAGCAGCAUCAGCAUGAAGUUGCAAAAGAGAAUCAGAACUUGACAGCACAUGCAUUGGAUUUGGAUAUUACUCAGAUGAAAGGGGACCCAAAUUUUGAAACUCCUGCUGUUGAGCAGCUGCCAGCUAAAGAGCACUUGACCUUCACACUCAAGCCCCAGAAUGUCCCACAGUGUGACAAAGACCAAGAUCGGACAGCCUGUCUAAACCCCUUUGAAGAUGAAGUAGAUACCCCUCAGUUAGAGGAAGAUCCUGAUAACCCAUUCGCCAAAGACACUUCUCCAGUGGUUUCUUCAUCUAACACAGCUCUGCAAAGAGAUAGAGAAUAUAAUCCAUUUGAAAAUGAGGAGGAGGAUGAACAAACUAAUGAAGCACCUGGCAGUACUUCAAACCCUUUUGAAGAAGAUGAAAAUCCAGUUCAAAAGCCUGGGAGCAUUUGGAAUUCUGGGAAUCCAUUUGAAGAGGGAUCCUCAACCAAUCCCUUUGAAGUGGAAGAUGGCAAUGAGAUUUCUGGAGAGGAGGCUAUAGAGGAAGAGCUGCUUCUCCAACAGAUAGAUAAUAUCAAAGCUUAUAUAUUUGAUGCCAAACAUAGUGGACGAAUGGAUGAGGUGGAGGUACUGACAGAGAACUUAAAGGAAUUGAAGCGCACAUUAGCGAAGCAGAAGGAGAAAUCCAACUGCUGAAGUAGCAGUAGGACUGUGUAAUAAUUAUUGUAAGUCUGUUGUUAAAUGUUGGAAGGUAGAGCAGAUACAAACAGGAGUAUGGAUCACAAGAGGGAACUGGGACAGUCUUGACUUUUAUGCACUUUCAAUUAGGCAUUUCCACUACUACUCAGUCUUGAAGAAAGAAUUACUGAAGUAUGCUGCUGGUCUCAAACACUUAUUUUAAAAUUUCUUUGUAUAACUUGUUACAACACUUUUAAUGCUAACUGGUCUUACUGUAUGCUUAUUUUGGUCAAAGUGGUUAAGUGCUAAUAGGGAACCACGAUUUGGAAAUGGUUGUAAUGUUGGUUUGUCAUCUUUCCCCCUUUCUGUUGUAGUAUUUGCCUUUCAAGUGGGGCUUUGACUAAAGAGAGAUAAAAACUUUUCUAAAACUACUGCAUCAUCUGAUGACACAGUACAGUGAUACAAGGCUACCUUAAUUGCCUAAUGGUGUUGUGAGACAGUGCUGGUAAAAGGCUACUGGGAUUCUUUGAGGUACAGAAUAUAUAGGCUUGUAGAUCAGUUUUGUGCAAUGCUAAUACAUGAAAGGGAUUUUAAGACUGAGAAGAACUUCAUAACUGAUACUAAUACGAGUAAUUUUUCAAUGUGUUUAUAAAAAUUCUCAAGUAAAAUUUAGAUGCUGUCUUUUCAUCACUUCUAGUUUCUGAUUUUCUUUGAGCACAUACUGCAGUGUAAUAGAGACUGCCAUGCUGGCUUCAGAGACCUGCUUGUGAGGGAACAAGUAUCUACUCUUUUCCAGGGAAAAGAUCAUCAGGCUAGCGCCAUUUCAGACAAUAAUAUAAAGGGUGACCCUCCAAUUCUUAAGUAUCUUAUGGAAACUAUAGAUUUCUUUAAAUUCUCUGGGUGACAGAAUGAUCAUGUUUGUUGUGUUUGUGAGACUGGAGCCCUUUCUUUGUAGCAUUCAAGGAACAAAAAUCUUGUUUAUAAUGUAGAGCUGAAGUCCCACUGAACUGGAAUUCUGUGAAAGCUGGGAGACAAAGUCUGUGGCUGUGAUAGUGCCAAAUAGCAAUUCUCUUUCAUAUUUGAUUCCCCUCAGAAGUUGUUUUGAGAAUUGGGCAUGUCUGUCUUCAUGACUCCAAUUUGGAGCUUAUUUUAAUUCUGUGGCCUGGGGGAUGACUAGGUGGUGGCCAGCACCUUUGAUGCAGGAGGGCUUAAAGCGGGGGUUCUGAGGAUUGGUAUCAGAACUGUAGGAUCACUUCAGGGUUAGGUCAGCCUGUAUUUUUGUGAAAGAUGGAGGGUGAGCUGCUUUGAUUUUCAUCUUUGAAAGGCAGAGGCCUGUUAUCAGCCAUCAGUGUUUGAAAGGGUGGUGGGGAGGAUUUAAUCUAAAGAGUGUAUUUAUUUAAAGCUGAAAUAGAAGAAUAUUAGGCAGAUCCCACUGUAUAGUACUAAUAAUAGUGGGCUUAGAAAUGUAAACUGUUAUGGAAUGGGACAUGUCUUUUAACUAUGCCUCUGAUAACAGCAUAGCUGUAACUCGAGCAUUGCAUAUUUUAGAGACACAAAUAAUUAUGCUACCUAAAAAGCAGGAACUCUAGUUUUAUUUUGCUGUAAAUAUGUGGAAGUAGGGACUUAUGGAACUGUUUAAAAGAAAACACAACAAAACAAAAAGCCUACCUAUAUCCUCACUUAAUAGCACUAGUAACUGAUCAAAAUAACUUAGAGCAGCCAGUUAAGGAUAGCUAGUGUUCUUCUUACUAUAGGUUAGAUCUGAAGUUGAAAGGUGUGCAGAAGACCAUGAAGUUUUUAUACUGAGAUGUUUUAUUAGAGUUGAUUGAGUUCCCGAGUGUGAUUUUGUACUAAGUGAAAUGAAGAACAGAGGAUUCUGAAAGGUCGUAAGCUAACUAAACAUGAGCACUGUGGCCAGAUUUACGAAGACAGCAAAAAAUAAAUGUUAAGAUAGCUAAACAUAAUUCCUGGAAUUGCUUUAACAGAAAUAGUAUAAGGUAGUUAUAAAGACAGACUUGUUUGUUAGUCAAGAGGAUUGUUCCCUGCACGGUAACCCAAAGCUUUUUUGGCAUCAACAUGAAAAAAAUGUUUCAGUGGCUUCAGCUUUCACAUUUAAAGUUCUUUCCUUGUUGCAACUAUCCUGCCUUGUUUGUAUUUUCAGUCUAAUACACUAAUAAUUAAAGUAUCCUUAUUGUACAUGUAAUAAUGUAUUUUUACAAGCAGGUAACAGACUAGCAUACCUCAUGAUCUUUGUCAGUGUUAAAUGUGAUAGACUAGACAUGUGAUACAAAAGUCAUCUCUAAAGUGAAGACCUUAGGCUGGUAUUUGGACUGCUGUGAGGCUUACAAGGCACAACGGAAUGAAGGCAUCUUACCCAUAAAGCUCAGUAACUAGCAUUGACUUUUGUUAAAAUUGCAUGCACUACUCUGUAUGGGAACUUUGUAAACAGAGAUGAAAUAAAACAGUAUGUUUAUUUUGUGC
This is a messenger RNA of Tyto alba (common barn owl), 4993 nucleotides long. RefSeq names its product rabenosyn, RAB effector (gene RBSN). The coding region runs from base 197 to 2530 and encodes 777 amino acids. NCBI's taxonomy places the organism in Eukaryota, Metazoa, Chordata, Aves, Strigiformes, Tytonidae. The transcript has 12 exons. The record is from RefSeq and is a predicted model, not a curated record. Gene Ontology annotation, molecular function: metal ion binding.